AUGUCGCCGCCGCUGCUGGGAGCCAUUGUUAUCUCGUUGCCAUUCUUACUUUCCUCCUCACCACUCAAGUACUCUCGAUUUUUAAUGGGAAAUCUGCAUAGACAGCAUCUCCGGAAUACAUGGAAGCCAAAUCAAAGUAAGGAGUGUCCUUCAUUCGGAGUUUUGUACAAUGCUAGAAAUCCGGCGUUGGUUUUUCAUGCAAACGCAGUAUUGCUGUUAUUCCACCUUGCUGUUAUUCCACACACAGACUCAUCUGGAGAAAAUGUUCCGCCUGAACCAAUCAUACGAAUAUACCAAAAGCUUCUUGAACCCUACAGCAUGGUUAUGCCAACAAAUGGCACGGCAAUGCACAUAUUCGAGCUGCAGGGUCCACACAGCAGCCUCUCGUAUCAGCCAAAAGCUAUACGUGAAACACAAAACUUAAUAAGUAACCAAAACCCACAAUUUGAUGAACAUUGA
Molecule: messenger RNA, 459 nt
Organism: Sclerotinia sclerotiorum 1980 UF-70
Lineage: Eukaryota; Fungi; Ascomycota; Leotiomycetes; Helotiales; Sclerotiniaceae
Exons: 3
Coding region: 1-459 (152 amino acids)
Source: RefSeq, a predicted model, not a curated record